Messenger RNA from Sinocyclocheilus rhinocerous, 1420 nucleotides. Its product is annotated as collagen alpha-1(XXVII) chain B-like. The transcript has 3 exons. The coding region runs from base 20 to 1420 and encodes 466 amino acids. The record is from RefSeq and is a predicted model, not a curated record. NCBI's taxonomy places the organism in Eukaryota, Metazoa, Chordata, Actinopteri, Cypriniformes, Cyprinidae.
GAAGAAUGAAGUAAGCGCGAUGGAGCCGGACAAUGCCCUGAACUCCAGACUCAAAGCAGCUGGAGUCGGGGGGAGAGCUGUCUUUCUCUGCAUGGUUCUUUACUGUACGUGCUGUCUGAGGUUUGCACAAGCACAGUCUGCAGAUGUGGACGUGCUGCAAAGACUGGGAUUGGUUGGGAAACGACCAUCUGGGACACGCUCCACACCCCAAGGUGUCAUCCCCUUCAAAUCAGGAGUCAUCCUAACCCAGAGGGCGCGAAUUGACGUCCCAGUGAGCUCAGUCGUCCCGGCGUCACUGGGCUCGGCGUUCUCUCUCAUCCUCAGCGUAUGUUCACAUCGCAUAAACAAUGCUUUCCUCUUCACCAUUGUGACAAAGAGGAAAAGACUGCAGCUAGGGGUGCAGUUCAUCCCUGACCAAAUCUUAGUUUACUUGGGCCAAAAGAACACUGUAAAGUUCGAUUAUGAUGUUCACAAUGGUCAGUGGCACAACCUGGCUUUGGAAAUCCAGGCCCAAAGGGUUACUUUAUAUACUUCUUGUGGGAAGACAAGUGUACAUGCACAUUUGCAUUUUAAAAAUGAGGAAACGCUGGAUCCAGAGGGCUCCUUUCGAUUGGGAAAAACAAGCCAGAACUCAGUGCAGUUUGAAGGAGCCAUCUGUCAGUUUGAUAUUCAUCCCUCUGCUAAGGCAGCUCACAAUUAUUGUAAGUACAUUAAAAAACAGUGCAGGGAAGCUGACACUUAUCGGCCAAACCUCCCUCCUCUUUUACCGCUAUUAUCCCUGGAUCCCAAUAUAUCUGUUACCGUUCAGACCCCAAAUGUUGUAACAGAGGUAAACGACAGACAUCUUUCAUUAACACAAGACAAAGUACGCUUUAAUCAUGAAACCUCACAAGUCCUAAACACCUCCGUUCUAAUUACAUCUCAGUCUGUACAAAGCACGGUGCCACCGACGAUAGCCCAGCCCACACUACAGCUCCCCCUGCAGGCCACAUCACAAACUGCCAUGGCCUCCUUUGGGAGUAGGACAUCACAAAUAUCUUCAAAGCCAACUCAACAAAGCAGUCCCAGGAAGAACCUCAUGAAGGCAACUGUAAAGCCCCAGAUACUAAAAGAGAACGGGAUGGCUGUCACCUCCACACCAGCAGGCCAACAGAAGAACAAACUGGAUAUCCAGACCCCUGCCACAACAAAACCUAAACCUUCUAGCACAUCCAGAGUGUCGGAGAUGACAACAUUAGCAUCACAGAGACCAUUACCAAAGGAGACCUCCAAACCCAGCUCUUUUGAGCCCGUCACCCCUGCAGCAACGGAUGGUUUCCAAACCUUUGACCUUGAACUAACCCAAUACUCCCUCUUGGCUGGGCCACCAGGACAGAAAGGAGAACCAGGACCACUGGUAGGAUGUUCUUUCUUUUUUUAA